Mya arenaria is the source of this 1341-nucleotide messenger RNA. RefSeq lists its product as uncharacterized. The coding region runs from base 356 to 1195 and encodes 279 amino acids. The transcript is spliced from 11 exons. The record is from RefSeq and is a predicted model, not a curated record. Lineage: Eukaryota; Metazoa; Mollusca; Bivalvia; Myida; Myidae.
UAGAUGAAAUGAAAGGAGUAAAAUGUCAAAUAGAUGAAGAUUGGUUUUCUUGUAUAGAACUCGCGUUAUAAAAAAUCAAGAACCCAAAUACCUGCGCCAAACUUAAAUCCAUUGAGGAGGAUGUAAUUGAAUUUGCUACGUACAAAAACUUGAGUCGCGACAUGCGCAUCUAUUUGAACAUAAUGGUUUCUACGGUGGAAAUAUACAUAAGUUGAGUUGAGAGCAGUCUUGAAUGUCUUAUAAAACCAUAACUGUGCCAUUCAGUAAAUGGAAAUACAUAGUGAUUUCUCAUAAUAUUGUAUGCGUGAACCCCCGUAGGCCUCGUGGUUCAUUUGCUUAGCGUACAGACAGCAAUAUGACGUCUGGAACAUUAUGCCCACAACUCAGCACAGUUACCAAUGAAACAUUGUUUAUCACAAAAGACAAUGUAGGAGAACUAAUAACUUCCACGGACGAACGGACACCCGGUACAAGUGUAACAGUUGGGUGUAACCCCGGGUUUACAUUGACGGGAGAUAAUCAGUUUAGCUGUCGGAGUGACGGGACGUGGUCAUACUCGUCUGAGCCAUCAUGUUCAGUCGACACAGUGACUGCUGCACCAUCACAGGGAAGCGGACGUAGCAUAGAAGAUGAUACAAAGAUUUUGAUCGGAGUCGUUGCGGCGGUUGCAGGCCUUAUCAUCAUUAUCCUGACGAUCAUGAUCUGCACCAUCUGGUACAGGGACCGAAAACGAAGGAGGGACAGUCGACGAGUGUUGAUAGAAAAUUUCGAUAGAAAACCGCCGCCCAGAAGACCGUACGUGUACGAAACGAAUUAUGGGAGACGCCCCGGGCCGUCGCCAAUGGAGAUGGACGAACAGCAGCACGGUCCUUCCCAACCAUAUAGAUACAUGUAUUACAAUGGGGAAGGUGGAUAUCGAGCCCUUCCUACACUACAUCUUUGUUGCCCGAAGUCUGUACUGAGUGCCCCCAUGUACAUGCCACCAGAUCGGAGGAACGAGCCAAGACCGGGCUACAGCGACUAUUACGACGACAUCAAAAGAAGCAGGAGGGUUGAUAAUGAUAACUACUCCGAUCCAGGCAAACACAAAUAUGUGAGUACAUGGGUGACAAGAAGUUCCAUGGGCGAAGCCAACGAAUACGACAAAGCGCUGGUUCAUAGCAGGAGGGACCCAUUUCUAUGGCGAAAUGCGUAGAAAACUUGAAUAGAACCUACUGUUCCAGUAUAAAGAGGACUCAUAUUAGAUAACAGCGGAUAGAUUGUGUAAAUAGUAACCAUGACAUUGUGAAUGUAACCUGCUACCUAUUAUCUGUUUUUGUACAAUAAAAAUCUAAACAUUAA